AUGGCAUCCAGAUCUAGACGUCGGCAACAAACAGCAGAUUUACCAAUACCAUGCCCCGUUGGCCACCCAGUUUGGGUUAAGUUAACAGGGGAUGGAGGUGGGGCAUGGUGGCCAGGAAAACUUUUAAGAAUAGACAAAGUGUACUUUUGGAGUGAUCAAAGCAGGUGUAAUGUAACCAGAGCAACUGUGAAACCAUUUGAAAUUUCUCACAGUUUAGUGAAGUUCACAAGAGGAAAGUUAAGAUGCGCAGAGGACAAAGAGAAUUUUGAAACAGAUCUCAAAAGAGCAUUGGCUCUACAUCAAAAGGGAACUCCAGACACUGUCAGUGAAGGCAGCGAUACUAAGGGAAAUCCAGACACUGUCAGUGAAGGUAACGAUACUAAGGGAAAUCCAGGCACUGUCAGUGAAGGCAACGAUACUAAGGGAAAUCCAGACACUGUCAGUGAAGGCAACGAUACUAAGGGAAAUCCAGACACUGUCAGUGAAGGCAACGAUACUAAGGGAAAUCCAGACACUGUCAGUGAAGGCAACGACUCUAAGGGAAAUCCAGACACUGUCAGUGAAGGCAACGAUACUAAGGGAAAUGCAGACACUGUCAGUGAAGGAAAACUGAUGUUGAUCCAAGAUUUCAAUGCAGUCAGCAUAUUCAAAGGCAAAAGUAUUCAAGAGAUCAGUGUAGAUGAAAUCAUACAAGAAGGAGAAGACUUUGUCUCUGGGAAUUCUAGUGACAUUGAGGCGGCAUUGCACCAAAAAAGUCAGGAGAACACAGAAAUGGAAUCGGAGGAAACACCAGAAGCUAUGGAAUUGGAGGAAAUCCCACAAACUUCCAGACCACUGCCACCAAAAGAGAAAAAAGCGACAAAACAGAGAGUUAAAUGGACAUGUGAAGAAAUCGAAGAGGUUGAAAAGCUCUUCCAGGACAACUUAAAAAAUGGGAAAUGUCCUGGUUUCAAGGAAGUCAAGAAAUGCAUUGCUAUAAGCAAAACACAGAAUGGACUUAUCCACAACAGACAGUGGGAGACCAUUAAAAAGAAAGUUUGGAAUCUAAUCCAAAAAAAAAAGUAGCUCUUCAAAUGUGUAUUAACUAUCUCUGAAAAUUGACUGACCAGCCCUAAUGUUUAGCUCUCCUGAUAAUAGGGAGCAAUUGCUAUUCACUCUGUCGACAGAUGUUAUAGAACUUGGUGACUGUUAAGGCUCUUGGGUCUCUUGUUUUUGUAUAAGUGUUCAGUUUCAACAAGAUGACAAAGCAGUCAUGAAGACAUUGAUCAGCUAGUGUUCUUGUUAACUGCAUUGAAGUAAAUUUCAGUAUAAAAACAAUAUUGUAACAUAUUCUAUUAUUAUAUUGUGAGGGGAACAUUCUGACCUCUAACAGAAAUAUUUCAUAAUGAGCAUUCAAAUUUAACUGACAAGCCAUUUCCUGAAAACGUUUUAAAAUUCAAUGUUUUAGUCGAGACAAUUUUUGUCAUUUAUUUAGUUACUGAUGAGUAACUAUAGUUUUCAGAUAAAAAUGCUUCUUCUUGACAUAAUGUGAAAUAAUUUUAACAUAUUAGUUUUUAAAAAAAACAGGUAGUUUACAAACAAAGUGGAGGGGAACCUAUUUUGUUUGCUCCGUUUCUUAUUAUCAUUAUUAUUCGGCUUUCUUCGAUCUUUCAAUUAUGGACUUGUCCAGCGAUUUCCUCCUAAAGCACUGGUUUUAAGUACAUAAAUGUCGGUAUUGAUGUCUUCACUUUGAUAGAUAUUUGUGUGUUAAUGAUUACAUUUAUUAACAAAACACAACUUGUAUGUCCCAUUAAAAAGGAAGAAACUUUUCUUAAUGUGAGUGUGUGUGUGUUUCACAUGGUUUUCAAAUUAAUUUGUGGGAAUUAUUUCAUUGAAAUAUGUAAAAUCCUCAAUAAACAGGAGUUUUUGUUGGA
Molecule: messenger RNA, 1913 nt
Organism: Pecten maximus
Lineage: Eukaryota; Metazoa; Mollusca; Bivalvia; Pectinida; Pectinidae
Exons: 7
Coding region: 1-1065 (354 amino acids)
Source: RefSeq, a predicted model, not a curated record